Molecule: messenger RNA, 3251 nt
Organism: Wyeomyia smithii (pitcher-plant mosquito)
Lineage: Eukaryota; Metazoa; Arthropoda; Insecta; Diptera; Culicidae
Product: bicaudal D-related protein homolog
Exons: 5
Coding region: 500-2242 (580 amino acids)
Source: RefSeq, a predicted model, not a curated record
AGCGCACUUUCAGUGCGGUUUUAGUUGUUCUCUAGUGUUGAAGUGGUUUCGCGGGUGCUGUAAACAACAACUUUUUUUCUUCUGCUGUUGCGUUACUCUUCCGAGAGCGUUUCACAGUGAAGCGUUAAAUCGCGUGCCUGUCGGUGGCUGGCAGCGCGUAUGUGCGGCCGUGGUUAGUUCUUUGUUUGGUUCCGUUCGCGUUUGUCGCGGUUGCUAAGGGACGAGGAAGUGUUACUUUGAAAAUCUUGGGAUAAAGUUUCGUGUAUGUGCCGUUUCUAGUGGAUCCGCGAACAACCUCAGCAGCCAAGGUGAAGUUCCAAAUCGGCGAGGCGUGUUUUCUGUGUGUCUCCCAGUGACUACUACUACUACUACUACCACUACUACUAGAACUACAGCUAGCAUAAGACCCCCCGUAUCAUUCCCGCAAUCAUCAUUAUCAGAGUAGCCUUGGCUCAAACAUUGGUUUCCUAUCCUCCCUAAACAACCGUGCUUCAUUCGCAUGGAUAAGCACAGCAGGUCCAAGCCAACACUCGAGGACUACAUCAUCGACAUGGAGACGCGGCCGCCCGACAGUCGGCAAAUCUCCGACAAGGACGUCUGGGCCCAGCUGCACCAAAAGGAGGCCGAUCUGCUGUUGGCGGCCGAACUCGGCAAGGCGCUGCUGGAGAAAAACGAGGAGCUGAAGAAGCAGCAGGAAAAGCUAAUCGAUGAAUACUCGAUCAAGCUAGAGAAACUGGAACAGGAGAAGUACAUUCUGAAGCGGCAACUGGAGAUCACGUCGAGCGAAAACGAUGCCGUCAUCCUGGAGCUACAGUCGGACAUCAAGCAGUUCAAACAGAAGCUUGAUGCCCAGGAGCAGAUUAUGCGACAAAUGGAGCGAGAGAAAAAUCUCCUGAUUGAGGAGCUUACCGCUCAAAAUACCCGCCUCUCCAAUGAGUUGAAGAAAUCCAAUGCUGCUGAGCUACAGCUAUCGGCGCAACUACAGGAAAUCAAGGAGCAGUGCAAUCGACGAACUAUGAGUAUACAGGAUCACGUCAGCAGUUUGGAGAGUCUGAAAAAUGAGCUUCGCAUGAUUCUGGAGAAGAAGAACGAACUGGAGAAUCGGUUGCACAUGACAGCGAACGAGAAAGAAAACCUUUCGAUAGCGCUGAAUGAAGCCUCCGAGCGGAUACACAUCCUAGAACGGAGUACCAAGGAGCAGGAUACCAAGUACCAAAUGACGGUCCAGACGCUCGAUCGGCUAGAGCGAGAGAAUGGGACACUUUCGGAGCGACUGGAAUCGUUUGAUUCGCAGCGAUCGCAUCACAGUGAUCCGAACCAUUCCUCUCUGCUGCAAGAAAUGACCGGGGAAGAUGAAACAAUGAUGGUGGGCAGUGCUCCAAACAAGGACGAAGCGACGAUGCUGCUGUUUAAGGAAGCCCAUUCGGUGUACAAACAGCUCAAGACCUUGUGCCAGACACUGCGGAGUACAUAUCAUGAUGACGAUUCGGGCCUUCACUCGGAUAUGUCGUUCUCGUCGUUGGACAACACUCUGUCUUCGGCGCCACAAUCGGUGGACGUGGGCAUCGGAGGCUCACCCGGGCCAUCGCCUAAUCAGAGCGGAACGAUGGGCAUGAGAAGUUCGACCGAUAAGUUCACCCGUGGAAUGUUGUCAUCGGCUGCCGAUGAAUUGGUUCAUAUCAUCAUGAAUAUGGACGCGAUGCAGUUCAAGACCAUGUUCGAGCAGACGCGGGGUAUGCUGAUCGAGCAGGAAGAGGAAAUGAAGAAAAAGAACGAUUUUAUCAUGCAGCUGGAGAGCAAGAUCUCGGUGCAGGAGGUCGAGCUUCAAAGUGCGAUCGACGAGCGCAACCAGGCCCGGGAUGAUGCGUCGCACUCGAGCCUAGCACAGGACGAAACGGUGAUUCAGGCCCGCAGGGAUCGUGAUGCGGCCGUCGAGCGACGAACGAAGGCUGAGGUCGAGCUGGCCAAGAACCGGGUGGAACUGAUGCAGGCCAACAGUCAACUGCUGGAGGCCAUCCAGCAGAAGGUGGAACUGCUGCAACAACUCGAGCAGUGGCAAAUCGACAUGCACGAGCUAAUCGAGGAGCAGAUGAAGAAUAAGCUAAACAAUGAAACUAGUACAAAACCACAAACGCCUCAGCGUGGAGGAGCGUCAUCGCAGCAGGCCAGUGGUUCCUCGUCAGCCGGUUCGACGGCUGGUAAUCGUAAGAGUAGGCUACUAGAUCUGUUCUAUCAUCGAUGAGAUUGCCCGCGAUCACCCCGACGACAACCGUGCCUGGUUACACGAUCACUCGCACAGGCCGCCGCCGCUGUGAACGAUUCACAUUGCAUUUAUGUCCGACACCUCUAAUCUACAUUGUGACUGUCCGAAAUCGUUCACAUAACCUCUCGGUGUCCGACGUGAAGCCUCGAAGCCUACUUCUACCACCCGCUAACUUGGACCAUGUGAUAGUAAAACUAAUCGACAACGCGAUGGUCGAUUGUCGGUUCGUUUUUUUACGGUCGAAGCGCUGGUGAGACUUUGUGACAGCAGUAUUUUUUUGUAUAAAGGAAGAAAAUCAAUCCAAAUAUAAACCCGUUUUUAACUAAUGCCCCCCAUACUCACAUGCAUAUCCCCAAACAAACAGUUUAAAUCAGCCGACCAUUAUCUUAUCGAACGACAAACCUAUAGCUUAAUCGUAUAAUUUAUGUAAACUGCUCUUACCUACUUUUUUAUACUACCGAUGUAACCAAAAAAUGUUUAUUGUGAGAGAAAACAAGGAAUCCUAAUAUCAAAGCGUACUUAAAUAAGUAAUCACAUGGUUAAUUUAAUUUUAGUGAAUGGUUAGGCGCAACAGUUUGUAUGCGUUGUUUUCCUUGACGGACCAAUUAGACAAAGGCUUUAAGCAGUUUAGGAGCAUGACUACCAGCUAAACGUGAUAACGCAUUGCCUUCUAGUGACAGAGCAAAUAAUCAAAGAAAAACGUUUCGGAUUCGGCCUGUAAGUGAAUGUAAAUACGAGAAGCGAAUUGAAUGAAAAAAUGUAGAAACAGGAAAAAUAACCAAGCUUACGAUUAAUCGAACUUUUGUUAAACAGAAAGUGAACCGCAACGGACGAAAGGUUAAUUUAUCGACACUAAAAACUAUUCUGAUAGAGAAAUUUAACACAAAUUGACGUGGUUUGAUACGCGAUGGUCUCUACCUUGUAACACUGUUGUAAACUGUAAAAUGUGAAAAUCGGGAGAAUAAAGUAAUAUGAUGAGAUUAGAAAA